AUGGAGCGCAAACUUUUACGGACGCUCACCCUCUUAAACCACUUCAUGGUUUUCGCCUCAGCGGCGGUCGUCACAGGCCUCCUAUCUUACUUCAUGAAUGAGUAUCCCUACCGCGGAGUCCACAUUGUCUACCAGGAAGUCAUCGCUGUCGUAACCCUUGCCGUCUAUCUUGUCGCCAUGAUUUUCCCGCUCAUCAAGUCCUAUUGGGGUCAUUUUAUGCCGCUGCAUCUUAUCUUCUCCUACCUCUGGCUCAAGUCCUUUAUCUUUUCCACUCAAGACUGGAACCGGGGGCGCUGCUGGACUGCGCCGCCUGGUCAGGGACUGUGCGAGAAGAAGCAUACAGUGGAAGCAUUCAAUUUUCUCGCAUUCCCCUAUUUCAGUUUCCUUCUCUUCUGUGACGCCUUGGCUGAGGCUCUUAUCUGGAAGGCCCAUGAUAAACGCCACAACGUACCACAGGACCGCCCUGAGACGAGUAUUCUGCGGUAG
Messenger RNA from Fusarium keratoplasticum, 486 nucleotides. RefSeq lists its product as uncharacterized. The coding region runs from base 1 to 486 and encodes 161 amino acids. The transcript has 3 exons. The record is from RefSeq and is a predicted model, not a curated record. NCBI's taxonomy places the organism in Eukaryota, Fungi, Ascomycota, Sordariomycetes, Hypocreales, Nectriaceae.